Leptopilina heterotoma is the source of this 1112-nucleotide messenger RNA. Its product is annotated as NPC intracellular cholesterol transporter 2 homolog a-like. The transcript has 4 exons. The record is from RefSeq and is a predicted model, not a curated record. Bases 334 to 777 code for a protein of 147 amino acids. Lineage: Eukaryota; Metazoa; Arthropoda; Insecta; Hymenoptera; Figitidae. Gene Ontology annotation, molecular function: sterol binding. Gene Ontology annotation, biological process: sterol transport.
UUAAUUGAAUUGGAAAAGCAAUUGGAACAGAAUUAGCGAACACUUUCUAAUUACUUUUACUUUUAUUUGCAACUGAGCGCAAAUUAAAAAAAAAGAUAUCCUCUAAACCCGAUUAAAUACGUUGACGAUAUGUGAGAAGUUUAAAAAUAAAAAGAAAAAUAAAAAAUAUUAAACUUAUCACUUGAAAAAUUUCUCGUAUCUCAAUCGAUAAAAAAGUGCCAAUUUCUCGCCCUCUUAAAGCGUCAAGUAUAGUAUAGUAGUAGUUUAGAAGUUCUUUCUUUGUGAAUCCUUGCGUCUUUCAUUUAUUGUGCGCUCAGCUAUUCAACAAUCAACAUGAUACGAAUUCUUUUUGUGGUGCUCCUCAUCUCCUUCGUGUCAGGCGACAAUUCAAUAAUACAAAAAUGCGAUUCUCCAGGUGGAAACGUCGUUAAUACUACAAUAAAAAAUAGUAGAAUUAGUGGUGGGAGAUAUCUACUGAAGCGUAACACAAAAGCUGGCAUUGGAAUUGAAUUCGAAAUUUUUGACGAGGCGAAGACAGUAACUGCAGAAGUUGCAGGAGUAGUAUUAUCAAUACCAAUUCCAUUUAUACUACCGAAUGCAAAUGGAUGUACGUCUUUAAAAUGCCCCCUGCAAAAAGGUGGACCCUAUAAAUAUUAUAAUGUUUUGGACGUCCUCCAAGCUUAUCCUAUGCUUACCGUGGACGUGAUAUGGAAACUCAAAGAUGAAAACCAAAAAGUUCUUGCUUGCAUUAUAAUUCCCGCAAGAAUUGUUGCCUGAUAUUUCCAAAAAAGAUGAUAAAUUAAGAAAAUAAUUGAAAGUAUUAUCAAUUAUUUAGUGUUUAAAAUUAGUAUAAUAUUAUGAUAUUCGUGUAAAAAAUUUAAUUUAAUUUUCUUGCAAAAAAGAAAACAAAGAGAAAUGCUUCUACUCAAAAAGUAUUUAUUUUAAAAUAGUAAUCUCAGAAAAUUUUUAAAUUUUCAAAGCACUAGUUACCAAAUGAGCAAUUUCCUUUUGAGAUACAUUUUCAUUAAAUACUCAAUUUAAAAAUUAAAUAAACUUUUAGUUCUCUUCAACUUUUUUUAAAUUUCUAUGUAAGCGUUUGUAAUGCGUCAAAA